AUGAAUUCUCUUCUCCGCCUGAGCCAGUUGGCUGGGCCAGCUCACAUGCGCGCAAUUCACUCGUCUUCUUCAGUUUGGAGCAAAGUGCCACUCAGUAAAUUCGAGCCGAACGCAUAUCUUCCAUACGAGCGUCUGUCGCAAAAUGUGAAGAUUGUUAAAGACAGACUGAAGCGUCCAUUGACUCUUUCCGAAAAAAUUCUCUAUGGACAUUUGGACCAGCCAAAGACCCAAGACAUUGAGAGAGGAGUCUCCUAUCUUCGCCUCCGCCCUGAUCGUGUUGCUAUGCAAGAUGCCACCGCUCAGAUGGCAAUGCUCCAAUUCAUCAGCUCCGGACUGCCAAAGACCGCCGUCCCAUCCACCAUUCACUGCGAUCACUUGAUCGAGGCUCAGAAGGGAGGAGUUCCAGAUUUGACUCGUGCUAAGGAGCUCAACAAAGAGGUCUUCAACUUCUUGGCCACCGCCGGAAGCAAAUACGGAGUCGGAUUCUGGAAGCCAGGAUCUGGAAUUAUUCAUCAAAUCAUUCUCGAGAAUUACGCUUUCCCAGGACUCUUGCUCAUCGGAACUGACUCGCACACACCAAAUGGAGGAGGUCUCGGAGGACUUUGCAUCGGAGUCGGAGGAGCUGACGCUGUCGAUGUGAUGGCUGACAUUCCGUGGGAGCUCAAGUGCCCAAAGGUCAUCGGAAUCAAGCUCACCGGAAAACUCAACGGAUGGACUUCAGCUAAGGACGUUAUUCUGAAGGUUGCUGAUAUUCUUACCGUCAAGGGAGGAACUGGAGCUAUUGUCGAGUAUUACGGACCAGGAGUUGACUCUAUUUCUGCCACUGGAAUGGGAACUAUCUGCAACAUGGGAGCUGAAAUCGGAGCCACCACAUCUGUCUUCCCAUACAACGAGAGCAUGUACAAGUAUCUUGAGGCUACUGGACGUAAGGCCAUCGCCGAUGAAGCCCGCAAGUACAAGGAUCUCCUCACUGCUGAUGACGGAGCCCACUACGACCAGAUCAUUGAAAUCAACCUCGACACCCUUACCCCACACGUCAACGGACCAUUCACCCCAGAUCUUGCUUCUCCAAUCGACAAACUUGGAGAGAAUGCCAAGAAGAACGACUGGCCAUUGGAUGUUAAGGUUUCCCUCAUCGGAUCCUGCACCAACUCCUCUUACGAAGACAUGACCCGUGCUGCUUCCAUCGCCAAGCAAGCUCUCGACAAGGGACUCAAGGCCAAGACAAUCUUCACCAUCACUCCAGGAUCCGAGCAAGUUCGUGCCACCAUCGAGCGUGACGGACUUUCUAAGAUUUUCUCUGAUUUCGGAGGAAUGGUUCUUGCCAACGCUUGCGGACCAUGCAUCGGACAAUGGGAUCGUAAGGAUGUGAAGAAGGGAGAGAAGAACACCAUUGUCACAUCGUACAACCGUAACUUCACCGGAAGAAACGACGCCAACCCAGCCACUCAUGGAUUCGUCACUUCUCCAGAUAUCACCACAGCUAUGGCCAUCUCGGGACGUUUGGACUUCAACCCAUUGACCGAUGAGCUUACCGCUGCUGAUGGAAGCAAAUUCAAGCUCCAGCCACCAACCGGACUUGACCUGCCACCAAAGGGAUACGAUCCAGGAGAGGACACCUUCCAAGCUCCAGCUGGAUCGGGAUCCGUCGACGUCUCUCCAUCUUCUGAUCGUCUUCAACUCCUCGAACCAUUCGACAAAUGGGACGGAAAGGAUUUGACUGACAUGAAGAUCUUGAUCAAGGUCAAAGGAAAGUGCACCACCGACCACAUCUCUGCAGCUGGACCAUGGCUCAAGUACCGUGGACACUUGGACAACAUCUCCAACAACUUGUUCCUCACCGCAGUCAAUGCUGAGAAUGGAGAGAUGAACAAGGUCAAGAACCAAGUUACCGGAGAGUAUGGAGCCGUUCCAGCUACCGCUCGCAAGUACAAGGCUGACGGAGUUAGAUGGGUUGCUGUCGGAGACGAGAACUACGGAGAGGGAUCUUCUCGCGAACAUGCCGCUCUUGAGCCACGUCAUUUGGGAGGAAGAGCUAUCAUUGUCAAGUCGUUCGCCCGUAUUCAUGAGACCAACUUGAAGAAGCAAGGAAUGCUCCCACUUACUUUCGCCAACCCAGCCGACUACGACAAAAUCGACCCAUCUGACGAAGUCUCGAUCGUCGGACUCAACUCAUUCGCCCCAGGAAAGCCACUGACCGGAGUAUUCAAGAAACAGAAUGGAUCAAAGGUCGAGGUGACCUUGAACCACACAUUCAACGAGCAACAAAUCGAAUGGUUCAAGGCCGGAUCCGCCCUCAACAGAAUGAAAGAAGUGUUCGCGAAGAGCAAAUAA
Caenorhabditis briggsae is the source of this 2334-nucleotide messenger RNA. RefSeq names its product Protein CBR-ACO-2 (gene Cbr-aco-2). NCBI's taxonomy places the organism in Eukaryota, Metazoa, Nematoda, Chromadorea, Rhabditida, Rhabditidae. The record is from RefSeq and is a predicted model, not a curated record. Gene Ontology annotation, biological process: tricarboxylic acid cycle. The transcript has 6 exons. Gene Ontology annotation, molecular function: 4 iron, 4 sulfur cluster binding; aconitate hydratase activity. The coding region runs from base 1 to 2334 and encodes 777 amino acids. Gene Ontology annotation, cellular component: cytosol; mitochondrion.